This is a messenger RNA of Lathyrus sativus (Indian pea), 216 nucleotides long. The record is from the annotation of a GenBank genome assembly. NCBI's taxonomy places the organism in Eukaryota, Viridiplantae, Streptophyta, Magnoliopsida, Fabales, Fabaceae.
AUGGUAUUUUUUGUUGUUUUGCAAGUUGACAUUGUGGUUUUAACAGUUGUUUCUGGUUCGUUUCAGUUGGUGUUGUUUUGCAAGUUGACAUUGCAAGUUGAUAUUCAUACAUUUUGUGAAGUUGUAAGCAACCAUGUCAAGACCCCCAAUACUCAUCAAGGACUUGGAGAAAGGGAAACAGAUCGAGCCGUCAACAUGGACCACAGAUCGAGCUAG